This is a messenger RNA of Oreochromis niloticus (Nile tilapia), 7052 nucleotides long. RefSeq names its product supervillin c (gene svilc). Gene Ontology annotation, molecular function: actin filament binding; phosphatidylinositol-4,5-bisphosphate binding. The record is from RefSeq and is a predicted model, not a curated record. NCBI's taxonomy places the organism in Eukaryota, Metazoa, Chordata, Actinopteri, Cichliformes, Cichlidae. Gene Ontology annotation, biological process: cytoskeleton organization; actin polymerization or depolymerization; actin filament severing. The transcript is spliced from 33 exons. Gene Ontology annotation, cellular component: cytoplasm; actin cytoskeleton. The coding region runs from base 400 to 5367 and encodes 1655 amino acids.
CUUGUUCAGCUUAGCGGGAGAGACCAGCACGCCUGCAAACUGCCAUCGAGACCUGGACCCGGAGAGGAGUUGAGCUGUGGUGUUGAGUUUCAGUGCAAGGGGAGAUUCCUGCAUGACAGGCUGGAACGGGUCAUCUUACACAGACAUGAAUAUAAGAAAAGGACUUUGAUAAGACUUGAUGAGAAAUACUUCAUUCACUGUGGAACAGGCUGGAUUUUAACCUUGGAUUAAUGUAAUCUGUGAGGAAAACCAAAACAAGAAGCUCAUGGAAACAGAAUUGUACUGGGAGAAAGUUUGGCUCUCAUGUUUUGCCCCAGCUGAAACGUGGAAGAAGAACAGCUCAUCUGUUUUUUGUUCCUAUAUGCUUUUUGAGGAGCAAACAACCAUCUGAGUCCUGCAAUGGAGAACGCCGUCCUGGAGCCCAGAUCAGAGCGGAUUGCCCGCUACAAGGCUGAGAGGAGGCGAGAACUGGCCGAACGCUAUGGCAGCAUUGACGAGCUUCCUUCUAAGUGGGUGAGAAGGGAUGAGAAAAAGGUUCAUGAGCCAGCGAGCCAAGCGCAUGGAGGAACGUUAAACUCUCAUGGCCUGAGUGAAAAAAUGAACAGCAGAACACAGGAAGUUUCAAAUGGAUUAGAGGCUCCUGCUGAGUCCGACUGCCUGAGAAGGCAGGGUUCCCAGAACUCUGCUAGCAUGCAGAGUGGGGAAGAGCCUCAUGUCCCUCAUGGACUUGACGGCCCGCAGCUCCACACUCGGGUGUCCGUGGGCCAGUUGAGAAGUGCUCUUCUACAGCAGACGGAGAGCGGAGCACAGCCCGAGAAAGCUAGCUUCCCUGAUGCUGGGCAAGCCACAUCCUCUCUGGACCUGGCUGUAAACCCGGGCUCUGAAGGGGGUCGGCGACGCACUCGGCGUUACCUCCCUAGCGCGUCAGGCGGUAACAGAAAAACUAGCGAACGCUUCAGGACACAGCCAAUCACAGCCAAUGAGAUGGAGGAGAGCAGUGGGUGCUUGGAUCCAGAGAACGAGGAAAACAGCAAAGCAGAUGUAAAAACAGAUGACAGAGCCAAAAUGAGUGUGGCAGCCAAGAUGUCUCUGUUUAAAGAGCUGGAGAAGUCUUCAGCCUCCGAGGCCUCGGCCUUCCUCAAGCCUCGCUCAGGCUGCGUCUCUCAUGAACGCAGGAGCCGGCGUGGCAACGACCAUCGCUUUCUGACACAGCCAAUCACCUGUGGAGAAAUAGUGGCAAUCAGCACUCCCAAACCAACACCACCAGUGGAGGUCCAGUCUGUGCAGGCUGAGUCAGAGGAGGAUGGCGAUGAGAGCUGCAAGCUGAGCAUGAGCGAGAAGCUGGCCCUCUUCAACAAACUGUCCCUGCCUGGGAGGGAGGGAGCCGGGCCUGCUGACGGGCCCCCAGAGAGACGAAGGCAAAAGGGGGCUCGGUACCGCACGCAGCCCAUCACUGUGGAGGAGGUCAGUCUGCUCCAGAAAGGCCCUGUUCAGCUUCCUGCCCUCUGUUUGUCCCCUCAUAUGUCUGACAGACAGCAGGCCUCGUCUGUCAACCUGAAACCCAGUGAGGUACGUCUUUCACAGUCCACAUCAGAUGCCGGCACUGGACUCGGAAAAUCUGGUCCGACUCAACAGGGACCACAGUGCUACGACUCUGAGCCAGGCUUAAAAGGAAUCCUGAAGAAGAGCCGCUCUGCAGGCUCGGAGUGGAGCAGGACAGAAGCCAGUCAGGUAGACGCAUCAUACAGCCACGAACAGAAUGGUGGAGGCUGUAGAGAAGCGGCGAUACACGGGAGCAAAGCCGGAGGUGAGAGGGAGGGAACUUCUACAGCACCACAGAGAGAGAGACGAGAGGCCAGUGGUAUGGAGGAAGGUUCGCAGUCUGCUGCUCCCUGGAGGCAGAGGGCUAGAAACAGGAGGGAAACCAUUGCCUGCACGCCAAUAAGAGCCUUGUCAGAGCAGGAUGCUCCACAGCAGGAGAGGUCCUGCCAGUCCAAACAUGAACUGAGCUUUUCCUCUGAGAAAAACAGCGUAGACAUCAAUGGAAGAGCCAAGCAAGAGGAAGACCAAAAGGCCAUGAGUAAGAUGCAUGAUGACACCACAGAUAUAAAAGCUGUCCGGGUCACCUCAGAAGAGUGCGCGCCUAAACUGCAGGAGACAACCAACGGCAGCAGAAGUGAGUAUCAUGUGCUGGAAGAGUCAGAAAACCCUCAUCUUGAGAAUGACAACCUUCAGUGCUGGGAGCCCGUCUUUGCCUCUGUCUAUUCUAUCAAUACGCCCCAAUAUAUCAUGUGUUUUAAUCAGACUAACCUCUCCUUUGAGGCACAAGAAGUCUUCUCUCCUACGAACAAUCAGAGUCAGCCUCAGUGGAGACAUAAGGAUAAAGGAACUGAGUUUCAGAUGACUGAAUUUGGAGAAUUGAAAACACAGCAGGAAAGCAAAGGGCAGGAGGCUGGAAGCACGGCUAAGACAAGCCUUGUAUCUGGCGAAUCACGUAGAAAUGGUAUCGCUCGCAACAGGAGACACUCCACUGAUGCUCCAUCAUGCAAAAAUGAAGUGACUCCACAGAGUUCUUCACCAACAGUCGCUACUCAGGAGGUAAAGGAAGAGACGCCUGUUGAUGAACCAAACAUGUUUGAUGGCGGUUUCUACUGUGAGCAGUCACCUCCUUCAGCCUGCCCCCCAGCUUGUGGUGGGAUUGCUGCCUCAGAGGGUGAGCAGGACCUGGGAGUCUUCUGCCAGACCAACACACCCAUAUUGACCUCAGCAGUAGCAGAGCACAGGCGGUCGGUACGUCCGUCCCGUCGGACUCAAGGCUCCAGAAACCCUCUGAGGGCUCUCGCAGCCAGAGAGGACAUCAGGCAGGACUUCAUGGGGGAGAGAGUCAAUUCAUCGGCUCAGGAGAGGAUCCAAGCAGAAAAAAAGUCUAAGAACUCGUCUAUGGCAGACUCACCUCCCUUAAGAUCUGAAGAAUCCUCCUUAGAUGCCGAGACAGCUAAGUCUUACCCGCCCUUCAGCAGCCUGAUGCUAAUUCACAUCAAAGGUAGGCGGCAUGUUCAGGUCCGCCUGGUUGAGCCCUCAGUGCGGUCACUGAACAGCGGAGACUGCUUCCUGCUGGUCACUCCAGAGCACUGCAUCCUGUGGAGUGGAGAGUUUGCCAACGGACAAGAAAAAGCAAAGGCCUCUGAGCUGGCUUUGUUCAUCCAGAGCCAAAGGGACCUUGGUUGUUUUGCUACUCAAAUUGUCCACCUGGAGGAGGGCAUGAACUCUGACAGCAGUGUGGCUGCAGACUUCUGGAGUCUGUUGGGAGGAAGAACACAGUACAAAGGAGCUGGUGCUCCAGAGGAGGAUGAGCUCUAUGAGCGCAGUGUGGUGGAGUCCAACUGUGUGUACAGACUGGUGGAAAACAAACUGGUGCCUCAUGAACAGGCUUGGGCCUCCAUCCCCAGCAUCACCCUGCUGGCCUCCUCUGAGGCCCUGGUGUUUGAUUUCGGCAGUGAGAUCUAUCUGUGGCUCGGACAGGACGUUUCCCUCAGGAGGAGAAAUGUUGCUCUCCAGUUGACUCACCAGGUGUGGGUUGGAGCUUAUGACUACAGCAACUGUCAAGUAAACCCACUGGAUCCCACUCAGUGUAACCCUGCAAUUCAGCUACGAGGAGAAGGCCGUCCCAGCUGGGCUCUGUUCGGCGUCCUCACUGAGAGCAACGAGACGGCUCUGUUCAGGGAGAAGUUCCUGGACUGGAUGUGCAGGGUUGGAGGCAGAGAGGAAGUGGCUUCAGGGACGGAUCAGACGCAGUCCAUCCCAGUCCAGUCGUCCCAGCCGCUCUCCCCUCCAUCAGACUUCUUGAGUCCCUGCGAUGCCAAAGCUCUAGUAUCGGGUCAGUGCUUAGAAGGUGACGGUUUGGUCCGUACUGUGCUGGCUGGGGUCGAUGUCCAGAGAGGUCAUGGUGUCAUCAUGCUGACGGAGGAACGUCAGAUGGAGCUUAAAACAGUAGCGGUGGACACCUGGCACGUCCAGGAGUUUGACGACAGUGAAAUCCCAGUGGAGAGCAACGGACAGCUUUAUGAAGGAGACUCUUAUGUAAUCCGCUGGAAGUACAGCAUCAGUACAGCUGACAACACAGACAGCUCAGAUGAGUGUGGGACAGAUCCUGCACCAAAGGAAAAGACGGCCUUCUUCCUGUGGCGAGGCCGUCACUCCAGUGUCAGUGGACGGGACACAGCUGCUUUCCUUUCCAUCGGGAUGAGGAACCAUGAAGAGUCACAGGUGGUUGUGCCUCAGGGAAAAGAACCGCCCUGUUUCCUGCAGCUUUUCAAGGGAGGCUUGGUCAUUCACAAAGGAAAGCAAGAGGAAGCUUCCAUCAACACAGACGGUUGGCGUCUGUUUUGUGUGCGAGGGGAGCUCCCAGAAGAGGGUUUUCUGUUAGAGGUGGACUGCUGCUGUGCGGGUCUGAGGUCUAGAGGCUGUGUUGUCCUGCUAAAUGGCCAGCAGGGAGUGCUCUAUCUCUGGAUUGGUUGUAAGGCUCACAGCAGCACAAAGGAAGUCAGCAAGAGGGUGGUGGAGGUCCUCUCUAAAAUUUGUCCAUCAGAGGUGGGUUUAAGCAAAAGCAGCCCUGUAAAGGUGCAGGUAGUAGAGGAAGGUUCAGAGCCAGAAGACUUCUGGACAGCACUGGGACAAAAGGACAGGAAGGCCUAUGACUGCAUGCUGCAAGAUCCAGGAAAGUAUAACUUCACGCCUCGCCUCUUCCACCUGAGUGCCUCCUCUGGGAGUUUCCAGGCCGAGGAGCUCCAGAGUCCGAUACAGAUGCCGGGGCUUGUGAUGGCAAUGCCUUUUGUCCAGGAGAGCCUGUACAGUGUACCACAACCAGCUUUGUUCCUGCUUGACAACCGUCUGGAGGUCUACUUGUGGCAGAGAGGUCAGCCUGAGCAGACAGAGAGCUCCUCAGCCUGGAGACUCUGGCAUCAUGAGAGGAAGUGUGCCAUGCAGACAGCGCUGCAGUACUGCAAAGAAAUAAACCAGAGAAGGCCGCCACAUGCAUAUCUCAUCCUCGAGGGGGCUGAGCCUCUCACCUUCACUAAUGUCUUCCCACGCUGGGAGAAAAGCCUUGAACCUCAUGCACAGGGUGAUACAGGGCGAGCGAAGCUGACCUUGGUGCAGGACGCCCUGGCCCAGCUCAUGAAGACCCAGUAUCCUCUGGAGGAGCUGCUGCGGAGCCCCCUUCCUGAAGGAGUGGACCCCCAGCGCCUGGAAGUCUACCUGUCCAACGAGGACUUUCAGACUAUUUUGGAAAUGAAGAGAGAUGAAUAUGCCUCCCUCCCAAGCUGGAAGCAAAUUGAUCUGAAGAAAAGCAAAGGGCUGUUUUGUUAGACAAUGAAAUAAACUGGAGGCUGACUGAUGCUCUGACAGCAGAGACUUCCUUGUCUGCUGCGAAAGGAAAAUGGCAUGGGGGGACAUAAGAACCAUGUUUCCACACAAAGGAUUGCUCACAGCAUAAUAAAACUACAAAGAGAUCACUUUUAUUUAUGUCAAAUUAAUGUGUGGACUUUUUAUUGGACAUUCUUUGAAGCUACCAAAUGGUUGAGAGAAAAAAAACCAACAACUUUUUACUGUCUGUACAAAUCAGUGAAAGAUAAUAAAAAAGGUUAUAUGGGAGUAAAAUAAGGACAUCAGCAACAAACAUUGGAAAGAAAACAUAGGAGUGCUUACAAAAAAGAUUAAUGCUAAUAAACAAUGUAAACAGACAAAAAAGGCUAACCACUUCCUAAAUGUUUCUUCCUUGAUCAAUAUCUUUCCAUCAAUAUGUUCUGAGCUGCAGUUUUUCCUCAAUUUUGAUUCUUUUUCCCUACAUAACGAUUACCGCAAGAAUCUUAAAAUAAGAGUGUAUAACAUUGUAAUCUGUGACGUGUACUUUACAAUCAUGUGUCACACUGAUGUGUUCAUUUGUCUGGAAGCCUUGUGUGCACAAAGCUUUGUGCCAUGUGUAUUGUAGCUGUGGCCAACGUGCUCAUUGUGGCUGGGAGCGAUGCCUUAUUAAGGCUCCUUGGGGAUUCACUAUUAGCUAUGCAUGAAGGGACAGGUAGACAUGCUCCAAUAACGUCCCUUUAGCUCAAAGCAACACGCUAAUUCAGUUUCACCUCAAUCAACACACUGUUCCAAACAUCCUCAUAACGCAGCAGUACACAAAGACAUACUGUAUCUCUCAAUGAUGCAUGGAAGCCCAUUAUUUAUUAAAGGAAAAACAAUGUAACACAUGUACCGCUUAACAAAUUUUGAUGUGAAUGUCGGUCUACUUUAAUGUUUGUGUUUUUUUUUCUUUUUUGGUAGUAUGCACAUAGAAACGGAUGCUACAGCUACAGCAAUUUUUAGUUAUUUGUUUUUAAGAUGUCACUCUCAGGUUGGUUCAUUGUCCAUCAUUAAAAAAAAAACAAAAGACCCCAAAACAAAACAGAAACAAGAGUAGCAAACAAAAAGAACCCCUACUAUUUUGUUAACAUGCUCAUAUUGACAGUGCUAGCAUGCUAAUAUUUAGCAUAAUAUGGCUGAGUUCGAGACACUUUUUUUUUUUUCUUUCUUCAUUUUGUUGUCAGCAUUUCUUGACUUACUGUCUAGCAGUGACAAAGUCCAGAGUCACUGGAGAGAAAAUGCUAACAUGCUAAUAAAAGCAUGCUAAUCUUUGCUAAUUAGGCUAAGAUUUGUUUUUUCCAUCUAGAGUAAUUUAUAUUUUACAAUAUGGCUCUACUUCUGGAGAACGACUGUCACAGAAAAUAAGGUUCCUAAAUGACAACUGACGAGAUUAAGUCUGACAGUGGAUAAUGCAAAGUGAUGUGCACAUGUGCAGCAAAUGUAACAACAACCUUAAACAACAUUUCCUAUGCAAGAAUUGAUAAUCUAUGUAUAACAGACGAGCAGUCCGCAAUAGUGGGCUGGCUUGAAAUCAGCCAUUCUUGGCCUGUGCUUGAUAAUCAUCUUAUACCAUCUUUCAUGGUAAGUUGUUGAGGAAUCUCUCAAGAAUAAGUCAAAGAAUUAAAACAUUGUUUGGGGUUCUUCUACAA